Messenger RNA from Phoenix dactylifera (date palm), 2200 nucleotides. Lineage: Eukaryota; Viridiplantae; Streptophyta; Magnoliopsida; Arecales; Arecaceae. The record is from RefSeq and is a predicted model, not a curated record.
UACGAUUUAAAAACAGUAGCGGGGUUACCGAAGGGGAUGUUGUGUCCAAUCCUCGGAGAAAAACCUACCAAAAACCUCUCCUUUCCAAUCUCUCUCUCUCUCUUCUCGCGUCCACUGUUGCAUCCCGUCUCUCUAUUUAAUCCCAGUUCCGUUAAGGAAGAAUAGCCGAGGCGAAUCGAAGAAGGCAGUGCGAGAGAAAGCGAUGUCUGGCUCUGUUCUUUGGCUCUCUUCGCCCCCAGAGACCGGCCGGAGCUCUGUUCUUCGUCAACAGUUUUUGAGCCGGAGGAGGAAUCGGGGGAGAAGCAGGGGGGAGCGGAGCUGUGGAGUUGUUUUGCCUAAUGGGUGCUCGGUUUUCUCGAGCUUGGUCGCGGCACCGCCGAGGCCUUCGGAAGAGGUGGUCCAUGAUGUGGUCCUCAAGCAGGCGGCGCUGGUCGGAGUGACGAGAAGGAAGAAGGCGGCGGCAAUGGAGGUGUCGGCCCCAAUGGGCUGGAAUCUACUAAAUGAGGCUUAUGAUCGGUGCGGGAAGGUCUGCGCCGAAUAUGCCAAGACUUUCUAUUUGGGAACAUUGCUCAUGACUCCCGAGAGGCGAAGAGCUGUUUGGGCUAUCUACGUAUGGUGCAGAAGAACUGAUGAACUGGUGGAUGGGCCUAACGCCUUCCAUAUAACUCCUACUGCACUGGAUCGGUGGGACAAGAGGUUGAAUGAUCUAUUUGAAGGUCGUCCAUAUGAUAUGUUUGAUGCAGCUCUAUCAGAUACCGUUUCAAAAUUCCCUGUAGAUAUUCAGUUGUUUGUUUUCUCUCCCCCACUUCCACAGCCCUUCAAGGACAUGAUUGAAGGAAUGAGAUUAGACUUGAAGAAAUCAAGAUACAAACACUUUGAUGAGCUAUACCUCUAUUGUUACUAUGUCGCUGGGACAGUGGGGCUUAUGAGUGUUCCAGUAAUGGGCAUCGCCCCAGAUUCUAAGGCUUCAACAGAGAGCAUUUACAACUCUGCCUUGGCACUUGGAAUAGCUAAUCAGCUAACCAACAUACUCAGGGAUGUUGGAGAGGAUGCCAGGAGAGGAAGAAUAUACCUCCCACAAGAUGAACUGGCACAAGCGGGUCUGUCAGAUGACGACAUUUUUCAGGGUAAAGUGACUGAUAAAUGGAGGAAUUUUAUGAAGGAUCAGAUUAAGCGUGCAAAAAUGUUCUUUGAUGAGGCUGAGAAGGGCGUUGCUGAGCUCAAUUCAGCUAGCAGAUGGCCGGUUUCUGCAUCAUUGUUGCUAUAUCGGCAGAUUUUAGAUGCCAUUGAAGCAAAUGAUUAUAACAACUUCAGGAAGCGUGCAUAUGUAGGAAAGACAAAGAAACUAGUCUCAUUACCCAUAGCAUAUGCCAGAGCACUUCUGGGCCCUUCAAAAGUUUCUAGCAUGGCAAAGGUGAAGCUGAUCACAUCGGCAGAAGUUGCAGAUACUGUCCUUGCUCAAUCCAUGAAGAUUAAGGAGGCACUUAGCAAGAUAUUUCCAAAAGAGAGCUUGCAUUAAAAGAGGUUCAUUUGUGCAACCGUGCAAGGUCGACUGCACUAGAAGAUCACAUUACUGUGUCACAAAUCGAAGAAUGGGUCAAUGAACUGCAAACAAGGAUGCAGCAGGGGACUGCCUAGUUUUGUACAGCAGUGAUACCAAGACGGAAAUUUGCCUGAAAAUCGAGACAAGAAACAAAUUCUGAAUUGAUGCUUUGUCUGAGCACAAGAUGAAAAGGAAGUCAUGGUGGUAUUAAAGGGAAGAAACCUGCUAUCCAGAAAAAAGAAAUGAAUAUAAGUGAUGAUUAUACAUUUUGGAAGUAAAUUCAACUGUUAUGGACUCAGCGGGCGGUGUAUUCUUGUCAGACCAUAUCAAUGAGAAAAUCUAAUUAACAAGGAAUGGCUUAAAGACCAGAAGAUCUAUGGGUUGCUGGCAUGGGUGGAUGGACCACCCUUGGUGCUAUAUGGAUUCUUUUCGGUACUAAAAUAGUUUGCAUUAAACAAAGAUGAUUCAUAUACAGUAGUUAAUCACAAUCAGUGUUUCAGAUUAUUGCUCCUCCAGUACCUGCUACUGAUGCAAUUACAGCAAAUUUUUGGACAAAAAAGGACUAAUUCAAGGUUAAGAGCCAGAUGUAAAGUAAUUUUAUGGUAGCCAUGUAUCAUUUUUGUUGAAGAAAAGUAAAGAUGGACUGCACUUGGGACU